Molecule: messenger RNA, 4177 nt
Organism: Cyprinus carpio (common carp)
Lineage: Eukaryota; Metazoa; Chordata; Actinopteri; Cypriniformes; Cyprinidae
Biological process (GO): regulation of transcription by RNA polymerase II
Molecular function (GO): RNA polymerase II cis-regulatory region sequence-specific DNA binding; DNA-binding transcription factor activity, RNA polymerase II-specific
Source: RefSeq, a predicted model, not a curated record
UUGCUAUGCGACAGAGUGCUACGCGGGAACCUCUGGUGUCGCAAUUAGGAAAUCCUGCAAAGCCGGAGCGUCCUUCAAGUCCGUGGCCUUCGAAGUGUGUGCACUUAACUUUGGGACACAGUUUACGUGUCGAACUACCAGUACACAUCCCUCCUUCCGUUCAUCGAGGCUUCACAUUGCAUCCCUGUAGGUGGCGGAAUCGCACCUAAAGCUGGAAUGCCAAUAAACAUAAAAGAAGAAGUUACCACUAUUGCCAUAACACAGCUUUGAGUCUUCUGAGAUCUGCUCCUCCAACCACACAGGAGUUCACCAACAGUUCAGCUCCUCCCACAACAGUUAAUGAAAACAUGACUGAUCCAGAACCCUGCAGAAUAAAACAGGAAGAUACUGAAGAACAAAUAGACUUGAAAGAAGAGAACAAGGAGAUUGAAGAACUGUUUAAAGAGGGGGAGAACCAUCAUGUAAAAACUGAAGAAACAUCCUGGAGAUUCUCACUGACAAGAAGAGACAAAACAUGGCCUGAGUGUAAAAAGAGUCUCUCAUGCAAGCAAAAUCUUGAUAUUCAUAUAAAAUGUCAACUUGAAGGGAAGCUGUACACAUGUGAUCAGUGUGAAAAGACUUUCACAUUAAAAAAAUACCUUACAAAGCACAUGAAAAUCCACACUGGAGAAAAGCCGUACACAUGUGAUCAGUGUGGGAAGAGUUUCACACAAAAAGGAUACCUUGAUGCACACCUAAAAACCCACACUGGAGAGAAGCCGUACACUUGUGAUCAGUGUGGCAAGAGUUUCACACAAAAAGGAGCCCUUAAUGUACAUAUGAGGAUUCACACUGGAGAGAAGCCAUACACAUGUGAUCAGUGUGGGAAAAGUUUCACACAAAAAGGAUACCUUGAUGCACACCUAAAAACCCACACUGGAGAGAAGGCAUACACAUGUGCUCAGUGUGGUAAGAGUUUCAGACAAAAACGAGCCCUUGAUGUACACAUUAGGAUCCACACUGGAGAGAAGCCAUACACAUGUGAUCAAUGUGGGAAAAGUUUCACACAAAAAGGAUACCUUGAUGCACACCUAAAAACCCACACUGAAGAGAAGCCGUACACAUGUGAUCAGUGUGGGAAGAGUUUCAGACAAAAACGAGCCCUUGAUGUACACAUGAGGAUCCACACUGGAGAGAAGCCAUACACAUGUGAUCAGUGUGGGAAGAGUUUCACACAAAAAGGCUACCUUGAUGCACACCUAAAAACCCACACUGAAGAGAAGCCGUACACAUGUGAUCAUGGAAGAGUUUCAGACAAAAAACGAGCCCUUGAUGUACACAUGAGGAUCCACACUGGAGAGAAGCCGUACACAUGUGAUCAGUGUGGAAAGAGUUUCAGAAAAUGUGAUGGUUUUAAAAAACAUCUGCUUACUCAUUCAAGAGAGAGACUAGAAAACUGUGACCAAAGCAGUAGAACAUUUCUAAAGGACCGCCUGAAAGCUCAUACGAAGGAGAAGCCUUACAUAUGUUAUUUAUGUGGAAAGAGUUUUAGUCAGAUGGUUGCAUUAAAGAUACACCAAAAAAGACACAGUGGUGUGAAGGAUCAUGCUUGCUCUAAGUGUGGGAAGACGUUUUUUACAUAUGCUGCAAUGAAAGUGCACCAGACAGUUCACACUACAGAAACACCUUACAAGUGCUCACACUGUGACAAGAGAUUCAAACGGUCAGACUAUCUGAGAAUACAUGAGAAGAUUCACACUGGAGAGAAGCUGCACACAUGUGAUCAAUGUGGGAAGAAUUUCAGACAAAAAAGUAACCUUAACAGACACAUGAGAUUCCACACUGGAGAGAAGCUACACACAUGUGAUCAGUGUGGGAAAACGUUUGUGCAUAAAGGAAACCUUAAAGACCACAUGAAUAUCCACACUGGAGAGAAGCCGUACACAUGUGAUCAAUGUGGGAAGAGUUUCACACAAAAAGGAUACCUUGAUGCACACCUAAAAACGCACAAUGGAGAGAAGCCACACACAUGUGAUCAGUGUGGGAAGAGUUUCAGACAAAAACGAGCCCUUGAUGUCCACAUGAGGAUCCACACUGGAGAGAAGCCGUAUGCAUGUGAUCAGUGUGGAAAGAGUUACACACAAAAAGGAGCCCUUAAUAUACACAUGAGGAUCCACACUGGAGAGAAGCCGUACACAUGUGAUCAGUGUGGAAAGAGUUUCAGAAAAUGUGAUGGUUUUAAAAAACAUCUGCUUAAUCAUUCUAGAGAGAGACUAGAAAACUGUGACCAAAGCAGUAGAAUAUGUCUAAAGGACCACCUGAAAGCUCAUACGAAGGAGAAGCCUUACAUAUGUUAUUUAUGUGGAAAGAGUUUUACUCAGAUGGUUGCAUUAAAGAUACACCAGAAAAGGCACAGCGGUGUGAAGGAUCAUGUUUGCUCUAAGUGUGGGAAGAGUUUUUUUACAUAUGGUGCAAUGAAAGUGCACCAGACAGUUCACACUACAGAAACACCUUACAAAUGUUCACACUGUGACAAAAGAUUCAAACGGUCAACAUAUCUACAAAUACAUGUUGGGAUCCACACUGGAGAAAAGCCUUAUGCAUGUGAUCAAUGUGGGAAGAGCUUCAGACUAAAAGAAAUGCUUAAUCAACACAUUAAUAUCCACAAUGGAGAGAAGCCGCACACAUGUGAUCAGUGUGGGAAGAGUUUCACACAAAAAGGAAACCUUAACAAACACAUGAGAUUCCACACUGGAGAGAAGCUACACACAUGUGAUCAAUGUGGGAAGGGUUUCUCAGACAAAGGAAACCUUAAAGACCACAUGAAUAUCCACACAGGAGAGAGGCCACACACAUGCGAUCAGUGUGGCAGGAGUUUCGCACAUAAAGGAAACCUUAUCAAACACAAGAAAACCCACAUUGGAGAGAAGCCGUACACAUGUGAUCAGUGUGGGAGGAAUUUCACACAAAGAGGAACCCUUACUGCACACAAGAAAACCCACAGUGGAGAGAAGUCAUAUACAUGUGAUCAGUGUGGGAAGAAUUUCAAACGAAAAGAAAGCCUUCAUGAUCACAUGAGGAUCCACACUGGAGAAAAGCCGUACACAUGUGAUCAUUGUGGCUGGAGUUUCGCACAUAAAGGGAACCUUAUCAAACACAUGAAAAGACACACUGGAGAGAAGCCAUAUACCUGUGAUCAGUGUGGGAGGAGUUUCGCACAUAAAGGAAACCUUAUCAAACACAAGAAAACCCACACUGGAGAGAAGCCGUACACAUGUGAUCAGUGUGGGAGGAGUUUCACACAAAGAGGAACCCUUAUUGCACACAAGAAAACCCACAGCGGAGAGAAGUCAUAUACAUGUGAUCAGUGUGGGAAAAAGAGGGAACAAAAAGAAAGCCUUCAUGAUCACAUGAGGAUCCACACUGGAGAGAAGCCUUACACAUGUGAUCAGUGUGAGGAGUUUCAUACGAAGAGUAACCCUUUACAAACACAAAGAAAAACCCACACUGGAGAGAAGCCGUACACAUGUGAUCAGUGUGGGAGGAGUUUCAGACAAAGAGGGAACCUUAUUGCACACAAGAAAACCCACAGUGGAGAGAAGCCAUAUACAUGUGAUCAGUGUGGGAAGAAUUUCAAGCGAAAAGAAAGCCUUCAUGAUCACAUGAGGCUCCACACUGGAGAAAAGCCUUACACAUGUGAUCAGUGUGGGAGGAGUUUCAUACGAAGAGUAACCCUUUACAAACACAAGAAAACCCACACUGGAGUGAAACAGCACCAGACAGUUCACACUACAGAAACACCUUACAAGUGUUCACACUGUGACAAGAGAUUCAAAUGGUCAACACAUCUUCAAAUACAUGAAGGAUCCACACUGGAGAGAAGCCGUAUCAUUGCAAUUCAUGUGGGAAGACUUUUACUCAAUUAUAUUCUUUAAUCUGUCAUAAAUUACAUGUCUGCAUGUCUGAAAUUACAGUAAGUAGAUGAAGUUCUGAUCCUGUACUUCCAGGUGCUAGGUAGGGGUGCAUCAAGUAAUUAUUUUGAUAAUCGAUUAAUCAGAGAUUAUUAGAACGAUUAAUCAACUAUUUGUUUAUUAUUUUACAGAUUAAUCAGUAUCUUUAUUGAUUAUUUGGCUUGUGGAGUUUAAAAUAUUGAGUUACACCCAUUCUAACUAAGAAAUAAAACAAGGAAAUCACUUAA